Molecule: messenger RNA, 1486 nt
Organism: Xenopus laevis (African clawed frog)
Lineage: Eukaryota; Metazoa; Chordata; Amphibia; Anura; Pipidae
Gene: kctd17.S
Product: potassium channel tetramerization domain containing 17 S homeolog
Exons: 6
Coding region: 621-1322 (233 amino acids)
Biological process (GO): proteasome-mediated ubiquitin-dependent protein catabolic process; protein homooligomerization
Cellular component (GO): cytoplasm; Cul3-RING ubiquitin ligase complex
Molecular function (GO): cullin family protein binding
Source: RefSeq, a predicted model, not a curated record
GUUGCUUAGAAUUAGCCAUUCAAUAAUAUACUAAAAAUGUACUUAAAGGUGAACCACCCCUUUAAUUUGUAUUUCCCAAUCUGCUACAGUUUCACAAACGUAUUUGCUUUUGUAUAUGAUGCUUUAUAUAGAAAAGCUUUUCAGGUAGCGUCUAAAUUAAAGUUCGAUUGGCACUGUGGGAGUUAAUUAUCCGGGCAGCAUGGAAAUGGCUGGGGGAUUGUCAUGGAAGAGGAAGGUGAUCUAAUAACAGAUGAAGUACAGGGAGCCUGGUAGUACAGAAAGCAUCUAAACACAAUACACCUGUGCUGGCAACCUAUCCCAGGAGAGAGGGUGCGGGGAGGCCAGGACUGGAAAGAACCUGAGACAAGGCAGAAGGAUAUGGCAAGAGACAUAGGGCACAGAAAAACAUCUGCGAAGUGCUGCGAGAAACAGUUUGCAUGUAUUAAGGGCUCAGGAAAAUGGAAAUAACAGGUGUAAACUAGUUCUGCCUGCACUGCUGUCACCAAUUUACCAACAUUACAGGAGCUGAAAGUAAGGGCUGAACCGCUGGAAAGGAAAGCUCGACUACAGAGGGGACUACAAGUGGCAAAAUAAUUAUCCGAGAGACACAUAAAUACAGGAUGCAGUGCCCCCGAGACACAGGAUCUGGGGCGACCUCCUCUAAUUGGCAUGUUGCUGAGGAAGGACAGUGGGUACGUCUGAACGUUGGGGGCAAGAUGUUCCUCACUACAAAACAGACCCUGUGCCGCGAACCAAACUCAUUCCUUUGCCGACUUUGCCAGGAGUCCCAGCUGCUGUCUGAAAAGGAUGAGUCCGGGGCGUUCCUCAUUGACAGAGACCCUUCUUACUUUGACGCUAUCCUGCGCUACUUGCGGCAUGGGAAACUCAUAGUAGACAAAAAUGUUUCAAUAGAAGGAGUGCUGGAAGAGGCCGAGUUUUAUAAUAUUGCAUCAUUAAUUCAUAUUAUCCGGGAGAAGAUGGAGGCAGCAAAACUGAGCCAGCUCCAGCAGAAGCACGUAUACCGGGUCCUGCAGUGUCAGGAGGCUGAGCUGGCGCAGAUGGUCUCCUCUAUGUCUGACAGCUGGAAAUUUGAGCAGCUUGUGAAUGUGGGGUCUCCAUACUGUUACAGCACCGAGGGACAAGCUGAGUUUCUGUGUGUAGUGUCUAGAGAACUUCAGACUCAGCCGAAAUCCUGUGAUGGAAAAACAAUCUGCAAGGAGCACGUACAGAGCUGUGAUACAGAAGAGGAGAGUGAGCCAGUGCUGCGCCCAGAGUCUGUUCUCUUCCAGGAGGAUGAACGAGAGGGGAACAGUAGAGAAUAACUUCUGUGAGUCUCCAUCCAAGACUCAUCCAGCACUUUCCAUCUGUAAAGUUCUCCUGCUCUUUAUUACUUUACUCUCCCUCUUCUAUUUCCACAAACCUGUGUAUCAUCUGUGGCUCAUUAUCUCUUGCGAGUUCGUGUUGCAAAUAAAAACAUUAGAACACA